Messenger RNA from Schistosoma spindalis, 3222 nucleotides. The record is from the annotation of a GenBank genome assembly. Lineage: Eukaryota; Metazoa; Platyhelminthes; Trematoda; Strigeidida; Schistosomatidae.
UUUUCUGUUUGUUGAACUCAAUAAGUUUGUAUUUAACCAAAUCUAUCGCUUGACUAUUUUUAUCUGUGUUCAUGAUAAUGAAAUAAAUUCAAGUAUUUUCUGUUGUUGUUAUUCAUAAUUCAGGUCGGAACGGUGAAUUUAUAUCAUAUCAAAAUGUUAAUUCAAUCAAUAGUCAUUCUACUGGAGCAAUAUCGAAUGUUGAACAUUAUGAAGAUUUUGAAACUAUCGACUGGGUCAAAGAUGUUUCACGUGAUCGAUGUCGUCAUCGAGAACUUCAUUUGAAUAGAAAAACAUGCUGUGGUUCAAUUAAAGCCUGUUGGGAUUCUGCUUCUGGAUGGUUUUGUGUAUUAUGCGUCGGUUUGUUAACAGGUUUCAUUGCUUGUAUAAUUGAUAUUGGUUGUACUUGGAUGUCUGAUUUAAAAGAGGGUGUUUGUCUAGAUGCAUUUUGGUUCAACCGUGAACAGUGUUGUUGGUCAUCAAGUCAAGCGGAUGAUGUCUGUGAUCAAUGGUAUUCAUGGUCUCGUCUUUUCAUGAACAAAGAUCCAACUGGUGAAUAUCCAGAUGCUUACUUUGUUGGUUACAUAUUCUAUAUUAUUUAUGCUGUAUUAUUUGCCCUAGUUUGUGUAUUUCUUGUUCGUAUGUUUGCUCCUUACGCUUGUGGUAGCGGUAUUCCUGAAAUUAAGACUAUUCUUGGUGGAUUCAUUAUACGUGGUUACUUAGGGAAAUGGACUCUUCUAAUAAAAUCGAUUGGUAUGAUUCUUGGAGUAGGUGCUGGUUUAAAUCUUGGUAAAGAAGGACCCAUGGUCCAUAUGGCUGCCUGUGUUGGAAAUAUAUUUGCACACUUCUUUCCCAAAUAUGGUCAAAAUGAAGCUAAAAAACGUGAGAUCCUUUCAGCUUCAGCAGCUGCUGGAGUCGCUGUUGCAUUUGGUGCACCAAUUGGUGGUGUUCUUUUUUCACUUGAAGAAGCUAGUUAUUAUUUUCCAAUGAAAACAAUGUUUCGAUCAUUUUUCUGUGCUAUGGUAUCAGCUAAUGUUUUGCGUAUUUUAAAUCCAUAUGGUAGUGAUAAUAUGAUUAUGUUCUAUGUCGAUUAUCAAGCACAAUGGCAUGUGAUGGAAUUAAUUCCAUUCGCUUUACUCGGUUUACUCGGAGGUAUUUUUGGUACAAUAUUCAAUCGUGCGAAUCUGUAUAUCUGUCGUUUGCGUAAAACCACCUGGUUAGGUAAAUAUCCUGUUCGUGAAGUACUUAUUGUUGCGUUAAUUACUGCUGUUCUUUCAUUUCCGCAUACUUAUCUUCGUAUGAAUACUAGUGAACUGAUUAAACUUUUAGUUAGUCGCUGUUCGCCAGGAUCUGAUUUCUCUCUGUGUGAUUAUCAUUAUAAUACAAGUAAUCCAAUGACUAAAGUAUAUCAGAACUACCCUGCCGGACCAUCAUUAUCUACAGCAAUGGUAUUGUUGGCAAUCGCAUUGAUUUUAAAACUUAUUCUAACUGUUUUCACAUUUGGUAUCAAAGUACCGACUGGUUUGUUUAUUCCAUCAUUAGCAGCUGGUGCAAUUAUGGGUCGUAUGUUGGGUAUAGCUACUGAACAGCUUGUUGUAGCGUAUGCAUCACAUCCAUUUAUUGUUAAAAUGUGUAAAUCGUCUCAACCGUGUAUUAAUCCAGGACUUUAUGCUAUGGUUGGAGCAGCGGCUACUCUUGGUGGUGUGACUAGAAUGACUAUAUCAUUAGUUGUAGUUAUGCUUGAACUAACUGGCGGUUUAAAUUAUAUAAUUCCAUUAAUGAUAGCAGCUAUGGUUAGUAAAUGGACUGGUGAUCGAUUAACGAAUGGUAGUAUUUACGAAGAGCAUAUACGAUUAAAUGAUUAUCCAUAUCUUGGAUCGUAUGAUGAAUUAGAUAAUACAUUAGUAGCAGCUGAUGUAAUGCAUCCACGUAGAGAUUCUAAUUCUCCUCUAUAUGUUGUUACACAAUAUGAUAUGACAGUUGGCGAUCUGGACCAAUUAGUAAGUAGAUGUGAUGUUAAAGGAUUUCCUGUUGUUGUUUCACAAGAUUCCCCAUAUCUAGUUGGAUGGGUUUCAAGAAGAGAGUUACGUUGGGCUUUAGAUCGUGAAAGAAAAUAUGAUUCAAAUAUUGUCGAUGAUUCGCCAGUUCAUUUUGCCACAUUUCAGCAAGUAUAUGCAGAUGAUAAUCAGGAAUUGACACCUGUCAACUUACAAAAUAUUGUUGAUUUGUCUCCUACAACGGUAUCGGAUCAUACACCAAUGGAAACAGUUUUGGAUUUCUUUAAAAAGUUAGGCCUCCGACAAAUCAUUGUUACACGUAAUGGAUGUCCUCUUGGUGUAUUGACCAAAAAGGAUAUACUUCGUCAUGUUCGUCAUCACAAUCCAAAUAAUCGUUAGACAGUAACUUCUAAAUUUUAACACAACAUUGUUAAUAUCCUUCCGGUUAUCUGCCACAAUUAUUUUUUGUGCUUAUCUAAACAAAAAACACAUGAAUAUUUGUUCGUUUAUUUAUUUAUAUUAUUUAACUGAUAAUUUCCAUUGAUUUUUGUUGUACGUGCUCCCUCCAUUAACCGUCAUUAUAUAUGGUCUGUAAAAUUUUCUUAGAAUGGUUACACGUACUUUUCAAAAAUUAUCUAUGAAUGAUAUAUGCUUUUAUACGUAAUGUAUAAUAAAUGAUCUCUUCUGUCUUCUAAUUUGUUAUUAACUUUCAGAAAAGACAUCAUUCCAGUUAUACUGUCCGAAAACUAUGACUGGUACAAGAAAGUACAUAGAUGGCACUAUUAGGUGACGUGAACGUUUGCAUAGUUCGAUGUGGAUUUCCUUUGCUGAGUAAUGUUAUAUGAUGUGUUGUGACUGAGUCCAUUGACAGUUUAAGCUUUCCUGUACAUUAUUGAAGAAUGAUAAGGUCUAGCUAAAGUACUUGUAGUGUCGGUUAUUUCGUUAAGCCCAUAGGCCUUAUUCUACAAUUCGGACAGGCCAACCUAUUCAUUCUACUUGAGUCAUAUUUUAACCUUAUUAAUUAUUCGCUUAUCAAUCUUGACUGCUUUCAUAUGGGCGUAUGUGUGUGUGCACUUCUUAUCCUAUUCAUCACAUGUCUGUAACUUAUUUUUGUGUAACUAUAAAUAUUAAUUAACGCUUGGUUAAAUAGGAGUUGGCUCACAUACCUUCCCCACUGCGCGUCGUUUCGCUUCACUCUUUUCCAUUCGCUUUAUAUACUAAAUAUAUG